CCCAUUCGAAAAUGUCAAUGUAAUGUUAAUUAUCGCUGAGAUCAUGUUGAAGGGAAAAAUUUUUAGUUUGGCCGUUCAAGCGUUAGACGUGACCAAGAUGGUUUUGGUGAUAACGGCCAACACGGCUGUGAAGCUGGCUUCUGAAGGAAGAAAAGAAAUAAUCAAGCAGUACGGAGAGUAUCAAAAAUUUAAAGUGCACCCCAAUACCACGAAAGCCCUUGCGGAUAAGCCGAAACUGGCCGAGGCGGCGUCGCAAGAUGGGAUUAAGAAGAAAUUCAAUUAGAUUGUAAUUUACAGUUUUUUUUAUUACGUUCGUAUUGAACUAGACAAAUCGUUUAUGAAAGUGCCAGGUUGAUUUUUACAGUUGUGAAUGAACAAAAAAGUUAAUAAACGAAUGAAUUUCU
Messenger RNA from Phyllotreta striolata, 404 nucleotides. The record is from the annotation of a GenBank genome assembly. NCBI's taxonomy places the organism in Eukaryota, Metazoa, Arthropoda, Insecta, Coleoptera, Chrysomelidae.